Entrophospora candida is the source of this 1371-nucleotide messenger RNA. The record is from the annotation of a GenBank genome assembly. NCBI's taxonomy places the organism in Eukaryota, Fungi, Glomeromycota, Glomeromycetes, Entrophosporales, Entrophosporaceae.
AUGGCACCAAAUCCAAUCGCAAUGACCAACAUCAAAGCCUUGACAAAAGGUUUCGAAACAACCGGAAAAGAUCUCUUGAAAUCUAAUAAUUCUACUAGUUAUGCUGAUAAUGAUAACAACAAUAAGCUUAAUAUCAUCGUCAUGAGAGAUGAAAAUAAUAAUAAUAAUAAUAAUAAUCAAAUCGUCUCCACUCCUGAUCAUUCUACUAAUGUUAAUAAAAAUAAAAAUAUUGUCACCACUAAUGAAGAAAAUGACGAUGACAGUCAGACUAUUACUGCCACCAAUUUCAAAAAUAAUAGCAAUAAUAAUAUUGAUAAUAAAAAUAUGAGUAAUAUUAUUACGACCAACAAUGAAGAAAACCAUGAUGAUAAUCAGUCCACCACCAUAGAUUCUAAUAAUAAUAAAAACAAUAAUACUGAUGGUUGUGAUCGUAACAACAAAGACAACAUUAUUGACGACCAACAAGCUACCUCUAUCACUUCCACUGAUCCUGUUGUCACUUCAAAUGGUUCGACCGAUUCUACUACUACUUCCACUGAUUCUGGUAUCAUUUCAAAUGAUCUUGCUACCACUUCCACCACAACAACUACUAAUAUUGCCACCAAUAAUACUAGUAAUGAUUAUUUUACUAAAAUUUGGAUAAACUGGACUUGCACAUAUUCAGUUAAUAAAUUGACGUUGCCAGAAUCGGUAGAAGAUGUUUUAAAUUCAAACAGAUACAUUGUUAAUAAACAUGGCUGGUGGCCAAUGUUUGGCGGUGAGCGUACUCUUAAAAGAAAGUAUGAUUCUUUCUCAUCACCGUCAUCACCGUCAUCACUAUCAUUGUUUUCACCCACAUUUUCAAAACGCCAAAAACUUCACAACAACCCUCAUCAUACAUCACAAUUCUCUGCUAGAAAUUAUGUCACUAUCAAAUGGUAUCCUCUAAAUGAUCAGCUAUACGUAAUAGCCCCAAUUAGAACAAAUACAUCAUCUCUUCCACAAAACAACUUUGCUGCUGUAACACAUAGAAUACUAGCAAUAAAAAGAUUAAAAUCUAGACAAGUCAAAGGAUUUGAACCUGAACUUCAUCUUCCAUAUGACAUUCUUGUAAAUGAUUUCGAGCAAUACAUAGAGAAUAAUACUAAGAGCCCAUGGAGGGAUGGUACUACUGAACCGAGAAGUGGUAACAUCAGAGAAAUUAAAAGUUCUCGAGAAUCAACACCUGAAAUAGAUGAUGAGAACAUAGAUAAUAGCGCUGGAUGGCUUGAAGAAUCUGAUGAUAAUAACGCUGGAUGGCUUGAAGAUACUGAGAACGAAGAUUGGGAUUCAACCGAAUAUGAAAUUCUUUUAUCAGAAGCCAUGAACAGCAUCAAAAACAAGAAUAAGUAA